AUGAUCAAAGAUGGUUUAAUGCCUAAGACGGCGAUAUUUCUACAUGAAACAAGUUCAUCCAUUGCAAAACAAACACAGCAAAAAUGGUUGCAUAACAAAUAUCCAGAGUAUUUUUUCAAAUCACAAGCAAUGGUGACCGAAAAUGGAAAAUAUUACGAUCGGGUGACUAUUCGGACAGCAGCAUAUGGACAACAGCUGACUGUUUAUUUUGAUAUUACACAAUGCUUUCAAUAUCCUCUUUCGGAUUUGAUGUGCAUGUUUAAAAAACAACAAGAAUCUGAUUCAAAAUGA
Messenger RNA from Adineta steineri, 291 nucleotides. Lineage: Eukaryota; Metazoa; Rotifera; Eurotatoria; Adinetida; Adinetidae. The record is from the annotation of a GenBank genome assembly.